Triticum urartu is the source of this 697-nucleotide messenger RNA. RefSeq names its product defensin-like protein CAL1. Lineage: Eukaryota; Viridiplantae; Streptophyta; Magnoliopsida; Poales; Poaceae. The record is from RefSeq and is a predicted model, not a curated record. Gene Ontology annotation, biological process: defense response.
CACUCUUCGCUUCUCAGUUCUCACUCACCGCUGUCCAUUCUUCUCCAUUCGCUUUGCUAACACAGUCCCCAGUAGCAGCAGCAGCAGGACAGCUCAGUCUCGGGUGAAGCCGAGCAGAUCGAUGGCGCUCUCUCGUCGCAUGGCUGCGUCCGCCCUCCUGCUGCUGGUCCUCCUCGUCGCCACAGAGAUGGGGGCGACGACGGUCAAGCUGGCUGAGGCGCGGGACUGCCUGUCGCAGAGCCACAAGUUCAAGGGCGCCUGCCUCAGCAGCAGCAACUGCGCCGCCGUCUGCCGCACCGAGAACUUCCCUGACGGCGAGUGCCACACGCACAACUUCGCCCGCAAGUGCUUCUGCAAGAGGGCCUGCUAGCCCGCCUGCUCGCCCCGGCCGCCCUGCCGGCCAGCGCCGCCACGUCCGAUGCUAGCUAGCUGUUAAAUCGUCCGUGCCGUUUGGUAGAUCUGUUCGUCAGUCCGCUCGCGUUCGUCAGUAGUAGCUGUUCGUGUGGCUGUCUCCCGUAAUAAAGUAGGAAAUCAACCGGGGUCUCUGUAGUUUGGUUCGCAGCACGUCGUGUUUGUCGCUGCUUUGUGUGGUAAUGUAAUAAGGUCGUUGUUUCAGUAUGCACGGACGUGUGCACUGCAUCUCCCUCUGUCUCUACUAAAUCAGCAUCUUCAAAGAGAACUGCUAUUAUUGUGACUA